Messenger RNA from Zonotrichia albicollis (white-throated sparrow), 5496 nucleotides. Lineage: Eukaryota; Metazoa; Chordata; Aves; Passeriformes; Passerellidae. The record is from RefSeq and is a predicted model, not a curated record.
UGCAUGGCCAGGUAGCUAAACACACCCAGCCCAUCCUACAUUGGGAGGCAAAGUUCUCCUGGCAACCCCUCAGGCCCCAAGCUGACUUUCUUUGGACACCUGCAUGUGGAUGCUUGAGGAGAAGAGAGAAAAUAUGCUUUUGGAGCUUCAAGAGGAACUGAAGCUGGUAGUUCUGGGAUUUUAAAAAGAGCCACUCUGGCUCUGCUGUUGGGCCUUGAAAAGCCACUGCUAUUCCUGUGAUCUCAGAGGAGUGGGAAAGAGGGAGUUCUUUCAGGCAGAUGAGCAAAGCCUUUGAUGGUAGGUGAGGUGCAAGUGCAGCUCUGCCAUUGCUCUCUUGCUUUGUCAUUUCAGGAGCACAGCUGUGAGAUGGUCCCACGUUGCUGGCAGUGCUGGGCCAGCCCCCCUCCUCUCGUGCAGAAAAUCCUUCCAUGUCCUGGCUGCCUCUCUCUAAACAGCGGCGUGGCCAUCGCCCAUGAGAACCCACCAGCGCCCCUCUGGGACAGGAUCCAAGCAGAGAGGACUCCCAUGGGGCUGGCACAGUGUCUGACAGCUGCCUUCCUCUUCCUCUUCCUCCUGGGUCUGACCAGUGCCCAGCGGCUGGUGACGGUGCAGGAGGGCCCUCUCUACCGCGUCAGGGGCUCCCACAUCACGCUGUGGUGCAAGGUGAGCGGCUACCAGGGCCCGGCGGAGCAGAACUUCCAGUGGUCCAUCUACCUGCCCUCGGCCCCCGAGCGGGAGGUGCAGAUCGUCAGCACCAUGGACCCCUCGUUCCCCUACGCCAUCUACACGCAGCGCGUGCGCGGCCGCGGCAUCUUCGUGGAGCGGCUGCAGGGCGACGCCGUGCUGCUGCACAUCACCGAGCUGCAGGAGCGCGACGCCGGCCAGUACGAGUGCCACACGCCCAACACCGACAAGAGGUACUUCGGCAGCUACAGCGCCAAGACCAACCUCACAGUGAUUCCAGACACCCUCUCGGCUUCCAUGGCACCCCAGGCCCUCAGUCACAUGGAAGGGGAUGUGGUGGAGCUGACCUGUGAGGUGUCCAAGGCCACUGCCCAGCACACCCAUCUCUCCGUUGGCUGGUACCUUCUUCAGGGAGCAGGAGAGCAGCCUGCCAAGGAGAUCCUUACCCUCUCCAAGGACUUCAUCCUGAAGCCAGGGCCCUCUUAUGAGCAGAGGUUCCUGGAGGGGGAUGUGCAGCUGAACAAGGUUGGGAACAGCACGUACAAGCUCGUCAUCAGGGGAGUGAAGCCAUCUGAGCAGGGGCAGCUGUACUGUGAGGCAGCCGAGUGGAUUGAGGAUCCUGACAAGACGUGGAAGGACAUCUCCCGCCACCAAACUCAGAGGACUUGGCUGGCAGUGUUGAGCCGGGGCACAGAGCUCUCCGUGGACCUCACUGCCACUGAACCCUCCCUUUCUGAAGGGGACACCUUGCAGCUCAGCUGUGUGCUGGAAGCCCCAAAGAGCAGCAACUUCAAGGUGCUCUGGCUCCUCAAUGGCAUGGAAGUGGCCAGGGUUGAUCCCCACGGGGUGUUGACCUGGGAGGAAGAGUACGAGGAGAGAGCCAGGCUGGGGCAGCUGCGAGCAGUCAAGCCAAGCAACACAGUUUAUGUUUUCACCAUCUCUGAGGUGGGGCUGGAGGACAAGGGCACCUACCAGUGCUCUGUGUCAGAAAUGAAGACUCCUGGAGACUUGCAGAGCAUCCAGACCGUUGUGUCAUCAGGCAUCCAAGUGGACGUGAAGCCGGCAGAGAGCCACCUGCACCUGUCUGUGUCCACCAGCACCCCACGGGUGACAGCAGGAGACCCCCUCACACUGCACUGCGAGGUGCAGGGAGCCACCGGCCCCGUGUCCCUGCGCUGGUGGCACCUGUCCCCGCAGCAGCCGGGGCACAGGGAGCUGGUGGCUGCCAUGGAGCAGGACGGCACCCUGAGCCUGGGCAGCGCCUACCGGGACGGGGGGGCUCGGGGCAGCCUCAGGCUGCAGAAAGAGAGCUCUGGCACCUUCACCCUGGUGAUCCCCAGCACACUGGAUGAGGAUGAUGGUGGGCAGUACCGGUGUGAAGCCACGCAGUGGGCCCGAGGCCGGAACUGGACAGGCAAGGGAGAGGCAGCGGUGACGGUCACCUCCAUGGGUCUGGGUCUGCAGGCCACGCUGAGAAGCCGAAUGGCCACGGUCACUUACGGGCAGAGUUUUGAGCUCUUCUGCCAGGUGUCUGCCAGCUACGCCCUGGAGGAGGUGCCGCUGUCUGUGCGGUGGCGUUUCCAGCCCAGCCUGCCCGCGGGUCCCUUACAGGAGCUGGUGCAGGUCCUUCCCAAUGGCACUGUGCUCUGGAGGUCAGCACAGCCACGCUUCCAGGGCAAAGCCCAGCUGGCCAAGACUGACAGCUCCUUCAGGCUGCACAUCCACAGCGCCUUGCCUGCCAACGAGGGGAUGUACCAGUGUGAGGUGGAGGUCUGGAGGAGGAACGUCCUGCCCCUGGGGCAGCCAGCAGCCAGCACCAGCUCCAAUGCCGUGGGAAUAAGAGUGGUGCUGCCAGAGAGCAAGCUUCAGGUUGAUAUGAAAGACAGCUCUGUGGAAAUUGCCAGUGGUAAUGCAGCCAUUCAGUGCAGGAUUGUGUUUGCCCAGGAAAAUCCACAGUUUGCUGUUACCUGGUACCUCCUGCCUCCUCUGGCAGACACAAAACCCCUGCAAAUCCUCAGGGCCAACCACAGCAGCGUACUGGAGUACGGGUCUGAAUUCAGCUCUCCUGCACAACAGUCCCGCUUCCUGAGCCAGAGGGUGUCCAGCAGCCUAUUCCAGCUGCAGAUCCUGUCUGCAGACCUGGGGGACCAGGGCAGCUACUACUGUGUGGUGGAGGAAUGGCUCUGGCUGGUGGAUGGCUGGUACAAGCUGGGAGAGGGAACAUCGGGAAGGACCACGCUGAAGCUCAAACUCUCAGAGCGCGAGCUGCAGAUGGAGAAAACCAACGGCAGCAUCUCCGCGCGGGAGGGCGAGGAGGCCACGCUGCCCUGCCGGCUGCAGGGAGCCCUCCUGCCCCGCUCACAGCUCUCAGCCACCUGGUUCCAGGUGCAGGGCAGCGGCCGUGACGGCGCCCUGCUGUCCCUGCGGCGCGAUGGCACCGUGCAGUACCCCGAGGGGCGCCUGGCAGCCAGGCUGUUCCUGCGCCGGCCCUCUGCCCGCGACUUCAGCCUGACACUGAGCAGCGUGGAGAGCGGAGAUGCUGGGGCGUAUUACUGCCAGCUGCAGCAAUGGCAGCAGCAGGGCGAGGGCAAGGACUGGUCUGUGCAGGCCUUGGCACGCUCAGGGCACACCCAGCUCGUCACCAUCCCGCCAGAGUCAACUGUUUUGUCUAGGAUCUGCUCAUCCCCACCACUGCUGAACUUAAUCUUAUACCUACCACUGGUUCUGAUCCUUCUGCUGGCCCUUGCUGUCUUCUGCUGGUACUGCAAAUUCAGGAAAAGCAAGAAGAGCAACAUCACUGGAUGGAUGAUGGAACUGGACGGGAAUGAAGAGGCCAAGAAAACUUAGCUGGUCUGUGGACUAGCAGAGCUGGACAGCUGAGGAAGACUGAGUACUUGCAGAGGGGCUUUUUAUUGUUUUGUAGUGGCUCUUGCAAUAAAUCCUUGAAAUUGUGUGUUUGUUUUUGAUAUAAUGAGGCAGCUUUGGAAUUACUAAGCAAAUAGGGUUUGCAUAAUAAGUGUUUCUGUCUUUUAGGUUCCCAUUUCCUGCUCUGUUUGUUGGGGUACAUUUGGAGGCCCUUGCAAUGUGCAUCUUCCACUGUGGAUGGAAGUGGUGUUAUUCCUCUGCAGGAAUAAAGGGAAAACACAGCUCUUUCUGUGCUGUGACACAAAAGUACCACAUUUCUACUCAUUUUAAGUGUCAUGACAAAGCUAUGUGGUAUCCAGGCUAAAAACCAGUGGUAGAACUGGAAGUGGAAUAUUGGUGUCCCAUUUCAGUCAUCGCCCUUGUCUUUGCCCACUCUUUGCUGGGGAAGCUCUUGGACACCUCUGUUUUCACAUCCUGAGAGUGCCCAAAGAGCAUCACCUCUCCAGCAUUAAAUGGGUCUUCAUCAAAACCUGUCACAGGAACAUGAGAGACUGAGCAAGGCUGGCUGGGCCUGAAAAAAGUCCAGAGUAAAGGAAUCACAGCCAUUCACAAAAAACCAAAUUCUGUUGACUCAGUAAAGGACUGACAUGGAGUCUUGGAUCCCAGAAUGAAGAUGUGGACACCAAACCAUCUGGGAGAUGAGCCUACAAAGUUCCAGCUCCCUUCUUUGCUUCUGCUGUAGGAGAAGACAGUGUCCAGCCCCUGGCACCUGGGCUGUCUGUGGGUCAGGAAGCUGCGCAGCUGGCACCUGGUAUUAGACACAUCCAGGUUGUCCCAUGUAAUAAAAAAAAAAUAUGUGUGCUUGUGGGGCAGCUUCUCUAUACCCUGGAGUCCAGGGCUCACCUUUUCAAGGCUGAGGAGCUCUGCUACCUGAUAAAUAGCUGGUAUUGUGCAAAAUGGGAUGUGGUCCCAGCGAGCUGUAAGGUCAGGUAUCAGGGCAACACUCUGAGCACAUUCCUCAGACCAAAGCAGCUUUAUAGAAACCACAGCAGACACUGAGAGACCUGCUUCCUGUGACCACAGAGAGAUCUGGAGACACCACAGCCCCUCUAGAUGACCUGUUUUUUCACUUUGUUUGCAAUUAGGAAAGCUGCCUGACUUUAUCCUGAAGAACUGGCAGGUGCUUCAGUCCCUUGAAAAUGCAGUUUUUGCACACAUCUGCUGCUGUUUCCCUGUUCAGCCACCUCUGUCUGUGCGGGCUGCUUCCAGCUUUGUCAGUCUUUCUCUGCAGGAUGUUUUCUGGGCCCCGUGCAGCUUUUCCCUUUGCUGCCCUGACCCCAGCUGCCUCUCCCGCAGCGUGAGCGCUCAGAGCUGCGUGUGGGGCUCUCUGCAGAGGUUUCCCCCCUGCCUGGUGGGUUAUGUCCCGUUUACACAUCCCAGUGGGAUGUUUGAUUUCCUCUUUGCGUGUGACGGCACGGCGCUGUUUGCGCUUGGCUCGUGACCAUCAGGCUCCUCUCUGCAGAUUUGCUGUCUAGCAGGUUGUGUCUCCACUGUGUGCUCAGGCUGUUGGCUUUUCCUAUCUAACUGCAGCCCUAUUUUCAUGGGGGUGUUGAGCAGCUUUUGGCACCAGUUUGUGGAAGAUGCUGCUGUCUGUCUUAGCCCUGUCUCAGUGAAGCUUUAACUCUUGGGCUGGUUUCCGUCUGUUUGCCAGAGAAGCAGAUGCUCCUGGGAUAUUAAACUCCUACAGGUUUCAUGGAAAGUGGUAAGUGGAUGAAGGAUAGGAGGCAGGCCACCAAGGGAAGGCUGCAGUGUGAGCUGCCCACCUCGUGCCUCGUUUGUGUUUAGGGGAUAUGGAAAGGAGAUGCACAUGUGUAAGGGCAUGGGAAAGGGAGGAAAGAACUGCUUUUCUCUAUCAACUGUUAACAAUAAAUCUAUGCAUGUAGCUUA